UAAUCGUCUCGAAUUUUUUUUUCGGGAAAAAAAAAUUAAUAAAUUGCCGUAACCCGGAAUCGAACCGAGGACAUUUACAUCUUCAGGCUAAUGCUCUCCCAUGUGAGCUAUUUCAGUUUUAGGAUGAGUUAUUUCGAGGCGCGACUUGAACUUGCGGAUAUGACUGUAAACAAAAAUUUCUGAAUUGAAUGUACUCCCCGCGUAAUCAGGGGUGAGCCAGUCCGAUGGAAUUCGAUUGAUCAAUUGCUCUUUGUGAAUUAUCGACACGUCCGUUCGACUUUCAUUGCUCCGGUGAGUCACAAUGGCGUGCGAAAUUGUCGCGAGUGCAAGUUGAAUUGCCAAUUUUUGAGAGUGCACAGUAAAAUAGUAUUCUUCAAUUUUUAAGUGGGUUUUAGAGAUUAUCAGGUUUGUUAGUUGGAUACUACGAAUUUUUUCACAAUUUUUGAGAAACAAUAAAGAUGCAGCAGGCAAUGCUACGGUGCAAUGGCAUUCCGACCCACAUAAUAACUGAAGGCCGUUGGGUUGAAGAGGGUCUAUUACCAGACGGCCACAGAGACAUUAUCCUAGUGAUCCCUGGUAAUCCCGGCAUUCCAGCUUUUUACACUGGUUUCAUAAAAGCCUUGAAAUCAUGUUUACCUACUGAGACACCAGUGUGGGUGAUGGGCCAUGCAGGACACGUACUACCACCCAAGACCUUGAGCUUUCCAUCAGAACAGGAUUCAAUGGAUCGUGCCUUUUCCCUGCAGGGCCAGGUCGAGCACAAGGUGGCGUUUGUUAAAGAGUACAUUCCAAAAGAUGCUAGGGUGCAUCUCGUGGGACAUUCCAUUGGUGCUUGGUUCAUCCUUCAAUUGUUGGGUGAUGAGGAAUUCGUUAAAAAAGUUGUGAAAUGUUAUUUGUUAUUCCCCACCAUCGAAAAUAUGGCUGAGACGAAGAGUGGCAUUUUUUUUUCUAAUAUCUUACUGAGAAUUGCUCCACUGUUGUAUUUUCUCGCCUGGAUCUUCACAUUCUUCCCAAAAAUUUUGCGAGAAUUCCUCGUGAGAGUCUUCGGAAUUCUAUUCGUGGGCUUUGGAAGUCAGUCUGUGCAGCCUAUGCUCCAGUUGAUCGAGCCAGAAGUACUCAAACGAGUUUUUCUCAUGGGAAAAGAGGAGAUGCACCAAGUGCGAGAGCUAGACCACAGAAUAAUCUCGAAAUAUAGUGAUAAAUUAUGGCUGUACUACGGAGCAACUGAUGGUUGGGUCCCAGUGCGAUACUACGACCGUCUCAAGGCGAGACAUCCUGAAGUUGAGGCUCACCUCUGCAAACGAGGAUUUCGACACGCAUUCGUUCUCUCAAAUGAGAAAGACGUUGGAAAAAUGGUCGGAGACCUUAUAAAUGAGAGUAUUAAUUAGUGAACUUUGAGAGCAGCUAGAAUAAUUGAUAAACACUGCAUUUAAUUUUGAUAAAUAAAUUGUUGGAUCCCCAUUAGUUGUUGAAAAAAAUGA
Fopius arisanus is the source of this 1481-nucleotide messenger RNA. It is a transcript of the gene sturkopf, whose product is annotated as lipid droplet associated hydrolase sturkopf. The transcript has 5 exons. Lineage: Eukaryota; Metazoa; Arthropoda; Insecta; Hymenoptera; Braconidae. Gene Ontology annotation, cellular component: lipid droplet. Gene Ontology annotation, biological process: lipid storage. Bases 459 to 1388 code for a protein of 309 amino acids. Gene Ontology annotation, molecular function: lipase activity. The record is from RefSeq and is a predicted model, not a curated record.